Glarea lozoyensis ATCC 20868 is the source of this 900-nucleotide messenger RNA. Its product is annotated as Tetrahydrobiopterin biosynthesis enzymes-like protein. Gene Ontology annotation, molecular function: urate oxidase activity. Gene Ontology annotation, cellular component: peroxisome. Bases 1 to 900 code for a protein of 299 amino acids. NCBI's taxonomy places the organism in Eukaryota, Fungi, Ascomycota, Leotiomycetes, Helotiales, Helotiaceae. The record is from RefSeq and is a predicted model, not a curated record. Gene Ontology annotation, biological process: urate catabolic process; purine nucleobase catabolic process. The transcript is spliced from 3 exons.
AUGCCUUCUAUAGCUGCAGCUCGUUACGGCAAGGACAAUGUCCGAGUCUACAAGGUCGAGAGACAAGCUGAUGGCACGCAAAUCGUGACUGAGAUGACCGUCUGUGUCUUGCUCGAAGGUGAAAUUGACGUCUCCUACACCAAAGCCGACAACAGCCCCGUCGUGGCCACCGAUUCAAUCAAGAACACAAUAUACAUCAAGGCCAAAGAGCACCCAGUGACCCCUCCUGAGCUCUAUGCCGCCUACCUGGGAACUCACUUCGUCGAGAAAUAUGCACACAUCCACACCGCAAACGUCAGCGUCAUCACACACAGAUGGACCAGAAUGACAAUUGACGGAAAGCCACACCCACAUUCCUUUUACCGCGACGGUUCAGAAGUUCGCACAGUCGAAGCCAAGAUCUCGAAGAACAACAUUGCCAUUCGUAGUGGGAUCAAUGGCCUCUUGGUGUUGAAGAGCACCGGCUCCCAGUUCCACGGUUUCGUACGAGACGAAUUCACCACCCUUCCGGAGGUCUGGGACAGAAUCUUGAGCACCGAUGUGGAUUGCGGAUGGGCAUGGAAGACAUUCACAAGCAUGUCUGCGGUGGAGGAAGCUACUCCUAAAUUCAACAGAGCUUGGGAAGGCGCGAGAAGCAUUACCAUGAAGACAUUCGCCGAGGAAAAUAGUCCAUCUGUACAAAACACCAUGUACAAGAUGUGUGAGUCCAUCCUGGAGCUGGUUCCAGAACUCGACACCGUCAAUUACAAACUUCCAAACAAGCAUUAUUUCGAAAUCGACCUCUCUUGGCACAAGGGUAUCAAGAACACGGGAAAAGACGCAGAAGUCUACGCACCCCAGUCUGGUCCUAACGGACUCAUCGAGGUCACCGUCGCUCGUUCUCAAGCUUCCAAGCUAUAA